GUCAACACAGUAGCAUAGUCGUAAAUCCAGCAAACUUAGUCCCUUCUCUUUUUCCUCCUCGCCGGCAAAGUUUCCGUCGUUGCUUCUCUUCACUCCCACCACGAAGAAUCUAAGGGGCGGUGAAGCUUAUCUUCAAAAGCUACACAGAGGUAGCAGUCGUGAGCAGAAUCGCACCAACGAUGCAGUUCCGCCAUCGGAUCAAAAGCGGGUAAACGGUGCUCCGAUUCUUCAAGCAACCCCUUCUUCCGUCCCGGAGACCACUUCUUCGGUGACCUCUUAUGCUCCGAUCUCUGUUACGAAUCGUUCGGAUUACAUAUCCUCAGAGGAGGAGUACCAAGCGCAGUUAGCCCUAGCGAUCAGUGCGUCGAAUUCCAGUCCUGUGAGGUUCCGGAGAAGCAUCAGAUCCUAGCGGCGACGCUUCUGAGCUUGGGAAGCCGUUACCGGGUGGAGUCAAGGAGGGAUUAAUCGGAGGUGGUUGCAGAGAGCUUAUCGAGACAGUACUGGCCUAUCCGCAGACUCAGCUAAGCAGGGAGAUAUGCCAGUGCCAUCACUCGAAGAUCUUGAAAGCAACCAUGGAACACGUGGCUUUGAAGCUGUGGUUGUGAAUCGACCCAUUGAUCCUUCCCUGGAUGAGUUUCUUCAAAUUGCGCAAUGUAUUGCACUGGAUUGUCAUUCUCCAAGUCUUAACGUGCUGGUUACAGAGGCUGGCUGAACUUGUCACAGGGCAUAUGGGUAGGUCUGCGAAAGAUUACAGUAUAGUAUCGGCAAGGUGGACUGAGAAGAGUACUGAGUUCAGGGCAGCACUAAACACUUGUGUAUUCCGUCUUGGAUUUGUAAAUAUUGGUCUCUCCAGGCAUCGUGCUCUGCUUUUCUAGGUUUUGGCAGAUAGUGUCAGGUUGCUUUGUAGGUUGGUAAAAGGUAACCAUUACACGAGCAACGAGGAUGAUGCAGUGAACACAAUACGACUGGAACGCCUGAAUGGAUGGCUCCAGAAGUUCUACGCAAUGAGCCCUCAAAUGAAAAGUGUGAUGUGUACAGUUUCGGGGUGAUUCUAUGGGAACUAGCAACAUUGAGAUCGCCUUGGCGAGGAAUGAACCCAAUGCAAGAAGUAGGAGGAGUUGGUUUCCAGAAUCGCGGGCUUGAGAGAUCCCAAAUCAUCUUGGAAUGUUGGCAAACGGAUCCGAAUCUGCGGCCGUCCUUUGCUCAGCUGACGGAAGUGCUGAAGCCUUUGAACCAGCUCGUGCUUCCUUCACCACAAUAGUUUUCAACUGUGAAUACAUGAAAGACGGAAAGGCCGUGAUGCUGUGCUUAUAUUAUUGGGUUAUAAACUUGGUCUCCUCUCUUUCCCACAAUGGACGCUCAUCGCUCAGAGGCCAAAGCUUUUCCAUCAAUAUCAUCAAUUCCAAUAUACGGUUCGAUUAUAAAAUUUAAUAAUAUUGUUUGUUUACCUCUAACUUUCCUUAUCGAUAUCAACUUGUGUUCCUAAUCAAACCCAUCAUAGUGCCUAUUUUAAUCCAGACAGAAAACUGAUAUCCAGUAAACUAUGGAGUUGAUUGGAUAUUGGUUUGUAUUGUUCUUCUAAUUUUGGAUAAUAUAUACCACAAUUAGUGAUUCUGGGACGAAAAUGAUAUCUUGAGAGACUUGGGGGGGGGGGGGGGGGGGGGGGGGGGGUAGAUAGAGUAAAUAGAUACUCUUGAAAGAGAGAGUGUACGUGGAGUGCAAGAGACAGCGAGUGAUUAGGGUCCACGAAUUGGCGCGAAUUCCAAUGGGGAUGAAAGAAGAAACCCACCGAAGUCGAAGGAUGAACAACAAUGUCACUCUCUCUCUCUCUCUUAUUUUUUUUUUUUGUUUACUCAUUCCUACAGUCGCUCCUUCGCUUCUUUUCUUCUUCUCUCCUUAUUUUUUUCCGAUCUCGCUUCCUCCCAGUUUCAUUGUUCUAUUUCAGUUUCUGGUGAUCCCAUCAUUUUUUUUUGGUUCUGUGUGGUGAUCUUAUUCCUCUGAACGUCUUUAGAUUGUGGUAAUAUAUCGGUGAUAUUGUCGGAAACUGUAAUCGUUUUGUCCGAAUCCCUCUCCGGUGUGUCUGUUUGUCUAGAAAUCUACAGAUUUUUAGGUUUCUUGCGUAACAAGUCACUAUACUGCGGGGAAUGUCCCGAAAAAUGGAUCUCCUUCACUUGUAAUCAUUGUGAAGAAGAAAAGACUGACCAAUAUUGAACAAUGGGAACUCCAGUAAAUAUUAUUGUAGGUUCUCAUGUUUGGGUUGAAGACUCAGACGUGGCUUGGAUUGAUGGUGAGGUUGAAAAGCUCACUGGAGAAGUUGUGAUCCAAGCGACAACUGGAAAGACGAUCACUGCAAAGUUGUCAAAGAUAUACCCAAAGAAUGUGGAAGCUCCUGCAGGUGGUGUUGAUGACAUGAGAAAGUUGUCUUACCUGCACGAACCUGGUGUCCUUCAGAACUUAAAGAUCAGAUAUGAACUUAAUGAGAUCUAUACAUACACAGGAAACAUCCUUAUAGCGAUUAAUCCUUUUCAACGGUUGCCUCACAUCUACGAUGCCCAUAUGAUGCAACAAUACAAAGGAGCACCUUUUGGAGAACUAAAUCCUCAUGUUUUUGCUGUCGCUGAUGUUGCAUACAGGGCCAUGAUUAACGAAGGGAAGAGCAAUUCGAUUCUUGUAAGUGGUGAGAGCGGAGCUGGAAAAACUGAAACCACUAAGAUGCUUAUGAGAUACCUUGCGUAUUUAGGAGGUCGUGCAGUUACAGAAGGAAGGACUGUUGAACAACAAGUUCUUGAAUCAAAUCCUGUCCUUGAAGCCUUUGGUAAUGCAAAAACUGUGAGGAAUAACAACUCAAGUCGCUUUGGUAAAUUUGUUGAAAUCCAAUUUGAUAAGCAAGGAAGAAUAUCUGGAGCUGCCAUAAGGACCUAUCUUCUAGAGAGGUCUCGUGUGUGUCAAAUCUCUGAUCCGGAGCGCAAUUACCACUGCUUCUAUCUUCUUUGUGCAGCACCCCAGGAGGAAAUUGAAAAGUACAAGCUGGGCCAUCCAAAGACCUUUCAUUAUCUGAACCAGUCUAAGUGCUACGAGCUUGUCGGUAUAAGCGAUGCUCAUGAUUAUCUUGCCACAAGGAGAGCUAUGGACAUUGUCGGAAUUAGCGAAAAUGAACAGGAAGCAAUUUUCAGGGUGGUUGCUGCAAUUCUUCAUAUUGGAAACGUCGAGUUUACUAAGGGAAAGGAAGUGGAUUCAUCAGUUCCUAAGGAUGAUAAGGCGAAGUUUCAUCUCAAGACAGCAGCAGAACUUCUCAUGUGUGAUUUAAAAGCUCUUGAAGAUGCAUUAUGUAAACUUGUUAUGGUCAGACCCGAGGAGGUUAUCAAGAGAAGUCUCGAUCCAGAGAGUGCUGUUACCAGCAGGGACGGUCUCGCUAAGACAGUCUACUCUCGAUUGUUCGAUUGGUUGGUAAAUAAGAUUAAUAACUCGAUUGGACAAGAUGCGAAUUCAAAAUGUCUAAUUGGAGUUUUGGACAUUUACGGAUUUGAGAGCUUCAAAACUAACAGUUUUGAACAGUUCUGUAUCAAUUUCACUAAUGAGAAGUUGCAGCAACAUUUCAAUCAGCACGUUUUCAAGAUGGAACAGGAAGAAUACACAAAAGAGGCAAUAGAUUGGAGCUACAUUGAAUUUGUGGACAACAAAUUGAAGCUGACAUGGAAAAGCUGAAGCUGGUAUCCUUGAUUUUUGAGGGGUGCACUGGUUCAAGGAAGAGAUGGAUAAAGCACCAUUCUCUGAUUGGUUACAGUUUACAGACCGCUUGUUGGACAGAUUUGCAGGGUCUAGUGAUACUGAACCAGUUUCUGAGAUUGCUCCAAUGGCAGCAACUUUGUGUUCCCCUCCAGAAUUGUUACCGACACAACAAUCAACUCCAAGGGUUCUUAUCGGGGCAAUAUCAACUGAUGCAGCUGAACUAUCUGACAAUGGCUUCAUGAGAAAGAAAGUGUGCAGAAUGAAACCGAUUUCAACUAUUGAUCCUGAGAACGAUUCAACCGAGUUAUUAUCAGUUUCACAUGUCAAUGACGUGGAUGGGUUGUAUCUGAAUGUCAAGGAUGAAGUGGUUCUGCAGACAAAACAAGUUUCCGCAAGUGUUCUUGAGUCAUAAUUGUUGCUGCAGAUGGAUUCAUCCGCAUUGAUUCUGAAGCAUAAACUGGUUCCAUGGAUUGUUACAAAAAAACAGAACUGAUGUGUGUUACAGAGUCAAUUGCAACA
Brassica napus (rape) is the source of this 4248-nucleotide messenger RNA. RefSeq names its product myosin-9. Gene Ontology annotation, molecular function: microfilament motor activity; actin filament binding; ATP binding. Gene Ontology annotation, cellular component: cytoplasm; myosin complex; actin cytoskeleton. The coding region runs from base 2215 to 3705 and encodes 496 amino acids. The record is from RefSeq and is a predicted model, not a curated record. NCBI's taxonomy places the organism in Eukaryota, Viridiplantae, Streptophyta, Magnoliopsida, Brassicales, Brassicaceae. The transcript has 19 exons. Gene Ontology annotation, biological process: vesicle transport along actin filament; actin filament organization; pollen tube growth.